Molecule: messenger RNA, 371 nt
Organism: Ilex paraguariensis (yerba mate)
Lineage: Eukaryota; Viridiplantae; Streptophyta; Magnoliopsida; Aquifoliales; Aquifoliaceae
Source: the annotation of a GenBank genome assembly
AAAAUUCGGGCAACAAACCCCAAGCAACUGAGAGCUCAAAGGGCAAAAUCAGGGAGGCCGGCAAGAGGACAUCGAAAAGAGAUUCCGUAGGUGGUUCCACGAGGAAGAAUCCAAUUGGGUUUCGAGUGAAAUCAAGCGAAGCUUUAUUCUCUAAACGGAUGACACCAGGUGCUGCUAAAGGUGAGGUUAAGGGCGACACCAGCAAGCCUAGGGACAAGGGCAGCGCUAGUGGAGGCAGAGAGGCACUGGGUAGCGCCGAUAGAGGAAGAGACGUGUUGGGCAGGGGCAAAGCCAAUUUGACCUUGGGUACAGUGCCAGGCGCCAGGGGUUCUUGUGGCGAUGCUUCUUGUUUUGUGGAAGGUGGCAGCUGA